AUGCGGACCUUUUCCCGUCGACCAGAUGUGAGUUUGGUACAUGAUCAGCUUACCAAGAAGGUUUGGAAAUGGGUACCGUGGAAAUAUCGCAUCUCGCUCACCAGGUCUGAAGAGAUUUCUAGCAACCGAGCUCAGAAGAUGCCAAAGAUUGACCACUUGGGUUUACAUUCCUUGUUAUUUGAUGAUCCUCCUUCACUUGACGUGUCUAACAACGCCAUGGGGGUGAACUCAAUUCGUAAUAUGCUCGAGGUUCAUGAUCGAGCCAUUGCCUUGUGCCAAGGAGCUCACCUGGCUAAUCUCAAGGGCAAGAUCCAGUGGGUUACGGAAAUUCAACGUGAUGGUGGCUUCAAGCAACUCUGCAUGCGGUAUCAGGUGGGCAAGUGUCAGAAUCCCAACUGUCUCACCAUGCAUGACCAGUUCAAUGAGGAUGCCUCCGUGGAGACUCAUCCAGUACCUGAUGUGGACCCAGUUCAAGACUUUGGUCCACCUCUUGAUUCUUUUACUACGGGCCGUUUGCCCCAGACGGAGCGGGAGAACCAGGUUGGUUAUGGAGCGGCCAGCCCUUCCUGCUGCGAAUACAGUAGACUCAAACUUCGAGAUGAUGGAGGUCCUAAAGCCCUGACAUCGCCGGAGCAUUUAUCAGGUCUACCCAAUCUUACAGCUUGGGAACUGCAACGUGUUCAAGAGAGCUUUCUGGUGCUUUCUCGCUGUGUCGAAGUCCUCACCCUGGUUUUUCAAGCAGGCCUCAAAGACGACUCUGGUGCUUUCGCAAGUCGGGCGACAGCACAAUAUCCGCAGAAGCUUGCACAAUUGUUUGCAACCCUGGUGGCACCACUCUUGGACACCUCAGCACUGGAUUUACGGUGGUCUUCCCUGGAUGCCCUCAUGCCCAUCAAGCGCCUGUCGGAUUAUCCAUUUGCACAAAUCGAUGGGGGUGGAGCUUUUUCCCACCCGGACUGGAGUCAGGACCAUCGUCAAGAACACGACUGGUUCAAGAUGCUCCGUACCUCAUGGAUGAACAGGAUUAUCUCCGAGCGAUUGGACAAGAUCCUACUGGCUCAUGUAGCAUCGGGCAAUCCUUCACCGCCAUUUUCUAUGGAGAUUUUAGCUCCAUUCAAGGAAGAUCUGGAGAAUUUUUUGCUGUCUCAUGAUCUACAACCGGAUUGGUCCAUUCGACAGCAUCAACCAAUGCUUCGUAUUUUACAUUCUUUACAGAGGAUCAUGCACGACUUCGAUUUUACAUUAUUACCAUGUUUAUUAGAAGGUGUCCGGACCGGUUUUUCCACGGCGAUUCCUCCAUCAGGUAUUUUUCCGCCCAAAGAACGUGCUGAUACAGAACCCGACCCAUUAUCAGCCCACCUCUCCAACUGGCAGAGCGCCGAAGAGGAUCUACCAUUAACACGAGAACUUGUUCAGGAAGAAAUUGACAAGGGUUGGGUUUUUGCGUAUAAAGGUUCUUUGGAUGAAGCGCAACAGGAAUAUCCAGAAGGAGUUGCCAUUGGAAAAUUGGGAGUGGCUCGCUCGGAUGGACGAGCCCCCCGAUUAGUUGUGGAUUCCAGCGUCUGUGGCCUGAAUGGUCGGUGCAUCAUUCCGGAAAGGUCCACAUUACCGACUGCCAAAGAGGUAUUACGUAGCUACCCUCUACGCAACUGUCAGAGGAAUCUAAUGGGCUUCUCUUUAGAUGUUAAAGCUGCUCAUAAAAGAAUUGUUCUACAUCCGGACGAAUGUGGCCUGGUUGGCUUUUCUUUGGAGGGACAGCUUUUCUUCUAUAGAGUUACCCCAUUUGGUGCGGUUUUCUCUGCUUUUUGGUGGGCGCGAUUGGGUGGACUCAUUCUACGUAUAUUUCACCAUCUGAUCUGGUUAAGUCACGCUGGAUUUUUGUAUGUGGAUGACUUCCUAUUUUUUAUGGAAGCCAACAUGAUGCCGCUGUCAGCCACGUUGCUAUGUAUUUUCUGCCAGCUUUUGGAAAUCCCUAUCAGCUGGAAGAAGACGGCCAUGCAUUCUUCCAUUGACUAUAUUGGCUGGAAGUUCAAUUUCAAUGCAGGUAUCGUUACAAUCCCCAUUGAAAAGAUCCUCAAACUCCGAGGAUACAUCGAACAUCUCAUAUCCCAGCCACGAACGACACGUAAGUCUUUGGAAAAGCUCAUUGGUCUUGCAAUGUGGAUUACUCAAUUAUUUCCGCUCAUGCGGAUCUGGAUCCACUACUGGUAUCACGACCUAUACACCAUCCCGGCGACACAUUUCAGUAUUGAUGCUGGUACAUGGCCUCGCAUUCAUCAAUAUUUAACACCGAAUUUGACAUUUCAUACAGCACCAUUGGGCUCCGCCAUACCUAUAUCAGGUAAGUUAAUCGCAGUUCGACAUCAAGCAGUAUCCUCUCUGGCGGAUCUUACAUCAUUACAUAUCAAAACGGAGAAUAGAAUUUGGCUACGGAUUAUCAAUCCAAAUUCCUCCAAACGCAAACUUCGACCUGAUUCUCUCCGAAUUUUGAAGUUAUUUGACCAUUGGCUGAUGGGGGUUUCUCCAUCACGACCGAUGCGAGCAAAGCCAUAUUGGAAUGGCAUUGCGGCAGCAGAUGCAUGUGCAGCUGGCUCUCAUUGUCAAAUCGGAGGUUUCAUCCGCCAUCAUUCAGGAGUUCAAUUUUGGUUUUCUGAAAAAUUUUCCCAUGCUGAUUUUGACAAUUUGUCAAUUCAUUUGGACCCCAAUAUGCAAAGAAGCAUUGCAUCAUUUGAAACUCUAGCCCAAAUUGCCUUGGUAUGGUUAGUGGCUACAUCUUUUCCUGGGUUUCGCAUUCCCAUAUGUUUGAAGUCUUUGAGCGACAACACGGGAGCGGAGAGCAUGAGCAACAAGUUAUUUACGACAACUCAUCCUCUAUGUCUUUUUGUCGAGAUCCUCACGUGCCUGGCUUCGACUACAGGUAUUGAAUUGGAUGUGAGCCAUAUUCCUGGCGCUGACAACAUCAUAGCGGAUGAUUUGAGCCGAUGGGAUUUUUCUACUCCUGUUCCACAUGAUUUUCAAACAAGUGAACGGAUUCACCUUUCACUAAAUCAACUAUGUCGUUGUUCACCUCACCCUACUUUACAUCCUCCUGAUUCCAAACUCCUAUGGAAACUCCCACAUCUUCUUAAGAUGUAA
Messenger RNA from Cladocopium goreaui, 3135 nucleotides. NCBI's taxonomy places the organism in Eukaryota, Dinophyceae, Suessiales, Symbiodiniaceae. The record is from the annotation of a GenBank genome assembly.